CAACCGUUCUCAACCCAAAUAUCGAGUUCUGCGCAAUACUCCACGAAGCAGAUCAUACUCCACGCAGGUUCAAGGAUCAGGCGUAUUCCAGUUGAUCAGCUACUCUGCUUCUAUCUAAACAGCGACAGACAGCAACAGACAUUCGCCAUGCCGGCACCACGCAGAGCUCCAUCAGCAUACUCGACCCCGGUCCCCCCGUCGCGGCAGCAGCUCUCGCAACGGUCCCGUCUCGACUCUGCUUCCUCGGCCGCGAACCCGGACCUGCCCAGUAUUUCCGUCUCUUCAAACUCGUCACAUGCCUCAUCACUACUCUCAAUCUCUCCAAUCGUCCGCGCGAUAACAGUCCCGCCUUCCCCUUUUCUCGCGUCGUCGACCCCCGUCCCGCCGACCACCAAAAAUGCCUACCCGUUUGGCUUUGGGUCUGAUAUGGACGCUACGUCGACACCGGUGUACAAUUCUGCCGAACGGGAUACCACAGCGUCGGCACAGGCAGAGCUGUCGCAGGCAGAUCGACUUCGUCUGUGGAGACACGACGCAUUGAUGCAGCACCAGAACCAGACGGCGGUGUUUGUCGGUGAUACCGUACUUGCACUCACUGAUGAUCCAAACGAUGCGUUUUGGCUUGCUCAAGUGCAUUACAAUACUGGGCAUUACGCUCGUGCAAGACAGCUGCUUAUGCGCCAGGACUUGAAUCGCAGCUCUAGCUGUCGAUACCUUGCCGCGCUGUGUCUGACGCGACUAUCCAAAUGGGACGAGGCUCUUGCAACCGUAGGGGAAUCAAAUCCAUUCAGAAACGCUUCUGAAGAGGCCGAAGUGGUCUCUGACGGCGGAAUCAAGCUUGAAGCCUCGAUGUGCUAUCUGCGCGGAAUCAUAUACUCGAAUCAGAACAAUUUUGAAAAGGCAAAGGAGUGCUACAUGGAGGCACUGACGGUCGACGUUAAAUGCUUUGAGGCGUUUGAUGAGCUGAUUACGAAUAGUCUAAUGUCUCCUGCUGAGGAAUGGAAAUUCCUUGAAUCGCUCAAAUUCGAGGAUAUACCAGACGGCGACCUUGUGAAGCUUCUAUACUCCACCAAGCUAAACAAAUACUACAACACAGCACGCUUCUUCGAGGCCGAGCAUCAGCUUCAGACUGUGUAUCAGCUUUCGGAGAGUUCGGAUCUGCUGCAGAGUCGGGCGGAGCUUUUCUUCGUGCAGUGCAGGUUUAACAAGUGCAUGGAUCUAUGUGAAAAGGUUCUGAAAAAUGAUAGAUUUAAAUUCUCGAUUAUACCGCUCUACCUCGCAUGUCUGCACGAGCUCGAGCAGAAAAACAAGCUCUUUCUACUCGCGCACGAGAUGACUGAAAACCACCCUGAAGAGCCAGUGACCUGGCUGACGGUCGGCGUGUAUUAUCUCUCGAUCCAUAAGAUUGCCGAAGCGCGCCGGUUCUUCAGUAAGGCGUCGAUGAUGAAUCCUCAUUUUGGAGCUGCUUGGAUCGGGUUUGCGCACACGUUUGCGGUGGAAGGUGAACAUGAGCAAGCUGUGUCUGCUUACUCCACCGCCGCUAGACUUUUUCAAGGAACGCAUUUGCCGUCGAUGUUCCUAGGAAUGCAGCAUCUCCAACUACAUAACUUUACGCUCGCAGAGGAAUACCUAGACGCGUCAUACAAUAUCUGUCAAACAGAUCCGCUGCUGCUGAAUGAGAUGGGCGUUGUGCUGUAUCAUAAAAACCAAUUAGAGGAGGCCUUGGAGUUUUUCUUCAAAGCGCUGAAAGUUGCAGAGGAUUUGGAUAGCGAUACAAAAGCCUGGGUACCGAUAAAGAUUAAUCUGGGGCAUGCCUUUAGACAGCUGAGGCGAUGGCCCGAGGCGCUGCAGAACUUUGAGGAAGUACUGCGGAUAUCAAAGCAUGAACCUGAGGUAUACUCAGCUCUAGGCCUUGUGAAUCUUCAUCUAAACCGUACCGACAAGGCCGUGAUGAAUUUCCAAGAGGCACUGAGUUUAGCGCCGAACGACCCUGUCGCGUGGGAUCUUCUCAAACGUGCGCUGGAGGAGAAUUCUCAGGCGAUGCUUAAUUUCUAAAACAGUUGUGGUGGGAGCAGUGUACAAUAGCAUAUUUAGCUGGGAGAUUUGCUCAGCGGGUAUAUUAGGUGUGGGACGAGUACUGAUGAAAUAAA
Myxozyma melibiosi is the source of this 2150-nucleotide messenger RNA. RefSeq lists its product as uncharacterized. Gene Ontology annotation, biological process: cell division; positive regulation of mitotic metaphase/anaphase transition; anaphase-promoting complex-dependent catabolic process. The transcript has 7 exons. Gene Ontology annotation, cellular component: anaphase-promoting complex; cytoplasm. Lineage: Eukaryota; Fungi; Ascomycota; Lipomycetes; Lipomycetales; Lipomycetaceae. Gene Ontology annotation, molecular function: protein binding. The coding region runs from base 148 to 2055 and encodes 635 amino acids. The record is from RefSeq and is a predicted model, not a curated record.